Theobroma cacao (cacao) is the source of this 1278-nucleotide messenger RNA. The record is from RefSeq and is a predicted model, not a curated record. Lineage: Eukaryota; Viridiplantae; Streptophyta; Magnoliopsida; Malvales; Malvaceae.
AUGGAUGAUAACGAGACUAUCAGGGAGUUUUCUAGAAAAAUGAUGGGUAUUGUAAAUCAACUUAGGCUACUUGGUAAAGAGAUGGAUGAGGAAAGACUUGUUAGUAAAAUGCUGGGUAGUUUACCUGAAAAGUAUGAGUCAAAAAUCUCCUCACUAGAGGACUUUAGAGAUCUCAAUCAGAUGACUUUGAAAGAGCUGGUGAAUACUUUGGAGGGUUUAGAGCAGAAGAGAUCUUUUAAGCAAAAGGGCAUUCCUAAAAGUGCCUUGGCUGCUAAAACUAAGAAUUUGAAGCCUAGCAAUGGUAGUUCUAUGAGAAAUGAAGUAAGAAAAAAGGAUAAGAGUAAGAAGAUUGAUGAAAAGGGACAUGGGGAACAAAAGAAAAAGUUUCCACCAUGCUCUCAUUGUAAAAAUGCAAAUCAUACAGAAAAGUUUUGCUGGUUCAAACCAAAUGUCAAGUGCAGGAGGUGUCAACAGCAAGGACAUAUGGAGAAGGUUUGCAAAAGCAAAGAUAAAACUACUGAUGAGAAAGUUGCUGUAGUUGAAGAACUUCAAGCUAAUGAAAAGAUUCUUUUCAUGACUCCUACAAGUAGAAAAUUGAUAUAUCAUGUUUACUUCGCUCCUAAUGUUAGCCAAAAUUUGUUAAUUGUAGGGCAAUUAGUUGAUGAUAACUAUAUGCUUGUUUUCAAAGAUAAGACCUGUAUUGUUAGUGAUUCUGCUGGAGGUCCAAUGAAGACUGAGUCUUUAAAUGGGAGCAUAUUUUAUUUGUUGUUCAUUGAUGAUGUGACAAAGUUCAACUGGAUUUACUUCCUAAAAAGAAAAUUUGAAGCUUCUAAUGUUUUUGCUAAGUUAAAAGCUCUAGUGGAGAAUCAGCCAAGCCAAACCAUUAAAAAGAAUAGAACUUCUGAGAGGAAAAACAGAACAAUUAUGGAGAUGGCUAGAUGUUUGUUAUUUGAAAUGAGCCUACUAAAGUACAUGUGGGCAGAAGCAGCUAAUACUGCAAACUGUCUUCUUAGCAUUGCUCAAACCAUAGCUCUCCCAAACAAGACUCCAUAUGAAGCUUGGUUUAAUGUCAAGCCUUCGGUUAACCAUCUCAAAGUGUUUGGUUGCAUUUGUUACUCUAAAAUUCCUGAUGCUAAAAGAGGCAAACUAGAUGAAAAGUCUCUUGUAGUAGUCCAUCUUGGUUAUAACCAAGUAUCCAAAGGUUAUAGGGUGUUUGAUGUUAAGACAAGAAGGGAAUUUGUUAAUAGGGAUAUGAGAUUUGAUGAGGCAACAAAGUGA